GAAUUGCUGGCUCUCCAGCGACCGAUGUUGUUGUAGUAAUUGGAGUUUAGCAAAUAGGCAAAAUGAACAAACUGAACAAAUCACAGGAGUUCGACUCAUAUGAAAUUGAGGAGCCGAGCGACGAGGAGCGAGCAGCCAGCAGUUCAGAAGACGAACUGGACGUGCUGCUCAACGGGACUCCAGAACAGAAGAAGAAGCUCAUCAGAGAGUAUCUGACUGGGGAGAGCGAGUCGUCUAGCGGGGAUGAGUUUGAGAAGGAGAUGGAGGCAGAGCUCAGCUCAACCAUCAGGACCAUGGAGGGAACCUGGCGGCCGCCGGGACCAGCAGAAACUUUAGCAGGUGGAGUUGGAGGCAGUGGUCCAGUGCUUCAUAACCCACGGAUGUAUGAUAAGGUCUACUUUGACUCUGACUCAGACGAGGAGGAUACACCAAGCAGCUCCACCAGCCGGAGGCAGAGACGCCGAAUCAUACCCACAAAUGAUGAACUGCUGUAUGACCCAGAUGAGGAUGACAGGGACCAGGCCUGGGUGGACUCCAGGAGGAGAGAGUACAACUGCAGAAAACGACCAGCGGCUGCACUAAGAUCUAAGAAUCAUCAGACUCAGGGUUUGCCAAACAGUGAUGCCAUUCUCAACUGUCCUGCCUGUAUGACGACUCUCUGCCUCGACUGUCAGAGGCAUGAAAAGUACCGGACGCAGUAUCGAGCUAUGUUUGUCAUGAACUGCACAGUGAAAAAAGACGAGGUCUUGCGCUACAAAACCCAAGAGGAGAAGAAACAGAGGAACAGGAAGAGGAGGAAGGGACAGAGAACAGAAAUGGCAGCAGACAGUAUUCCUGCUCUGACGCCGGCGGGGAUGGAAGCUGAUGAGGUUUACCACCCGGUGCAGUGCUCCGAGUGUUCCACGGAGGUGGCCGUGUUUGAUAAAGAUGAGGUUUACCACUUCUUUAAUAUCCUGGCGAGUCACUGCUGAGACAAGUUAAGCAAACUCUGUACAGGACCGUUAUCAUCUGCAGCCAGUUUGUUGAAUGGUGAUCGCAACAGUUUUAACCAGGUGUAAUGUUUUUUUUUUAAGGUGAACUCAAUGACUGCAUGUACAGUAUGUUAAUCAAAUGUCUUGUGAGAAUCAUAGAAAAUUUCAAGUGAGGGUAUUGUUUUUUUUCGGCUUCACAGAGAAGUUUUAUCUGCCCUGAGCUGCUGAUAAACCUAUUGACAUUGUU
Messenger RNA from Betta splendens (Siamese fighting fish), 1218 nucleotides. It is a transcript of the gene eapp, whose product is annotated as e2f-associated phosphoprotein. Bases 63 to 971 code for a protein of 302 amino acids. The record is from RefSeq and is a predicted model, not a curated record. Gene Ontology annotation, biological process: positive regulation of cell population proliferation. Lineage: Eukaryota; Metazoa; Chordata; Actinopteri; Anabantiformes; Osphronemidae. Gene Ontology annotation, cellular component: nucleus. The transcript has 6 exons.